Messenger RNA from Mucor mucedo, 784 nucleotides. RefSeq lists its product as uncharacterized. The transcript has 5 exons. The record is from RefSeq and is a predicted model, not a curated record. Bases 1 to 570 code for a protein of 189 amino acids. Lineage: Eukaryota; Fungi; Mucoromycota; Mucoromycetes; Mucorales; Mucoraceae.
AUGAAUUUUACGCUACUGCCAAGGGUCCAAUUUAGACAGGCUCAAACCCUCGAUCUGGAGGAGGUUCGCUUGCAUGCUCGUACGCGUAACCAACGUGCUAGGCUGUCUGCAAAGCUGAGAAGAAGAAAGGUCAACUUCUUGGCUAACGAGGAGGCCAUCGUAACACGCUUUCACCCAAAAGAAAGCUGCAUGGUCUUCCUCGAGGCAGCCUACAUGUCUGAAGAUGAAGACAAUGUUACCAAUGAGCAUGGUCAAGCCAUCUCGUACACCACCCUCCGCCCAAGUUGGAGAACCGACGAGCUGAACAACAUGUUGAGUGAGUUGGAUUCUCUCCAUGGGCAUAGAAACCCUGGACGUCAUUUGCCUCGUACGACAGUGGGUACUCUUAUUUUCCAUCUUUUACCAAGAAAACUCUGCUUGAACCGUCAUCCAACAUUAAAGAAUCCGGAUAAAAUGAACCUGACACCUCAAGUUACAGCCGAAAAGCGAUGCAAGAAGGUCCAUAUAAAUUUAUUGGACGCGAUUUUCAUGUAUGAUGCAAGAAAUCUUGACAAUAUACAUGUAGUAUAAAAAAAAACUCGUCUACAAUGCCUUUAACUCCCGUGGGAUAGGUUGAACCCCUCUAAGGCCAUACACAGCUAAAUGUAAUAGUUUUACGGCGGAAUCUACGGAACUCAAAGGUCGAUACUGUAAUAUUAUAAGUGUUGUCUGUGAAGAUAAAGUUGCCUCGGAGGAUGAUAACCAUAAUAUCGAUAAGAAUAAUUCGGAAAUCUCGGUGAAUGUG